Peronospora matthiolae is the source of this 723-nucleotide messenger RNA. Lineage: Eukaryota; Oomycota; Peronosporomycetes; Peronosporales; Peronosporaceae. The record is from the annotation of a GenBank genome assembly.
AUGGGCAACGCAUACACGAUUGAACUGUCCCGUAAGAUACGUACGCAUCCUACGUUUUACGCCGGUCGUCUCCGCCCGUACUAUCAGUACGAGCCCGUUUCGAGAUGCGAAGAACACCUCCACGGUCGAGAGCCGAGACGACCCUCGAGUGGUCAUGUUUCAACGAGCCAGUCUGGUCGACUAGCGAAGCGACCUGUUCACGCAGCUCAGCGAUGUCUCGACGAGCAGCAGCCAGCUCAUCACGAAGAGAACGAGUCGAACUUUCUUUCUCAAGUUGCGCGAACGCAAAAGCGGCACGAUCUUCCGAACGAUCGUCAUCUUGCAACUAUUCCGUUACACGGUUCAGCUUUUGAACGUCAAGCUGAUCCAACCCUCGAGCCGGAUCAGGUUUUCCCGCCGCCACCACAUCCUUUGGUGGACUCAGUCGGUGGUCAACGCUUCCUGGUAAAGCUUAUUUUGAGCCAUUGCGAUGUGAAUGGCGUCCGGACGAGUUACCUCGUCCACUGGCGUGGCUAUCCACCGGCGUGGGACAGCUGGAAGCCUCGUUUCCAGAUGAUUGUUGAUGUCCUCGGUCUCGUCGAGCAGUAUGACGAGACCCACCCGCUGCGUUCGAAAAAGGGCCGUCGGAAAAUGACCUCCCCGAACGCGAGUACAGGGAUUGCAAAGUGUCAAUCCCUUCGGCCAUCUCAGAAGAGAUGCGCGCCCUCCAGUAGGGAUCAUUAG